UAUUUCUUAAUGGCAAAAAGGAAGUAUACAGUUAUCUUUUGGUCUUCAGUAAAGGUCUAUUCUGUAUCAGGAUUACAUUUUGAAAACAUUUUGCUCCAAUUAUAAAAGUAAUAAAUGCUCAUUAUAUAAACUAAUGGAAUAUAAAGAAAACAAAAAUAUAAAAAUCACCCAUAGCUAUAUCUCUCAGAGGUAAUCAACACUCAGAGGUAUUUGAAUUUAUGUGUAUUUGUAUACAUUAUAUGUUUUAAAAACAAAUACUGGUAGAUGAGGAGCUGCAGAAUUCUUAGCCUGGAUUAGAGAAAUAAGAGUAUGUUAUCCUUGGUGAGACUGAAAAAAGAAGAAAAGAAUGGGGCUAGUGUGAAAUCUUUACAUGGGCCUAGGGCUCUAAGAGUUAUUGUAUGGUUAGCUUCUAUAUAGAUAAUUAGAUAAUUGAGUUUGAUUUAGCUCUUUAUAUGGGAAAGCGAAGGUCUGGACAAAUGAGUACUUUGGAAGUGUUGAAAUAGAAACUGGGCAGUUAAGCUUAUUUAAUAUGUAAUAACAAUCAGUGGAUAGAUAAAUAAGGCUUGAUAGGGAGAAUUUCUUAAUAUCUUUUGAAGAAUACCUCCAUUUUGGUAGUAGGGAGUACCCAGAGGAUAAUUUUCGGAGCCAGUACAGUGGAACUGGCCAGCAAAAGUUGGUUCAAGCUAGUUUCUUGAAUAUUGAUAAUAUAUUCAACAUGGUACAGUCUACAUACAAAGAGACCGAGAUGGGCAGAUCACUUGAGUCCAGGAGUUCUGAGACUAGCCUAGGUAAUGUGGUGAAACCCUGUCUCUCUAAAACAUUAAAAAAAAUUCGCUGGGUGUGGUGGCACAUGCCUGUGGUCCCAGCUACUUGAGAGGCUGAAGAUGGGAGGAUCACCUGAGCUCAGGGAGGUUGAGAGUGCAGUGAGCCUUGAUUACACCACUGCACUCCACCCUGGCUAACAGAGUGAGACUUUGUCUCAAAGAAAAAAAAAAGAAAAAGAAAAAGGAAAAAAGUGGUCACCCUUAAAGAUGGGAAGAGUUGAGGUAUAAGUAGUAGAUAUGAUUUAAUAGUCAUUCUUCUUGGAAAAAAUUAUUUUUUUAAACGAAAGAUUGUACCAUUUUUUACUAAGUUGUUGGAUUGAGUAAUAUUUUUAAGAAGCUUUUUGCUGUUUACUAGUCAGAUUAUUAGUGAUCUUGUUUUUGGGUAGCAUGAUAGACCAAGUAUUAAAUAGUUUUAACUUGGAAAGCUGUAGAGAUGAACAUCAAAACACUGGGGGAAAAAAAGGUAUAUAUAUGUCACUUGAUAGUCUGUAUGCUAAGGUCUCUAUGAACAGAUUGGAAAUUAAUAGAUUCACUUUUAACUUAAAAUAGAUCUCGUAAUUCCAAAUAGAACAUUAAUAGGAAGAAAUUAUAAAAGUCACAAAAUGAAAAGAACACUGACAGGAAACCUGGGUUCUACUUCUGGCUCUGUUCCUUUCUUUCUGCAUGAUUUUAGGUGUUUUCAUUUUCUUUCUUUUUUUUCUCAGUUUUAAAACAAGAAUAUAAAAUUCUGAGGCCUAUUUUAGCUCUAAGCCUGACCAUAUUAUAAUUUCUUAACUGAAUACUUCUUAUCUAUACAUUUUUUUCUAUAUCUUUCCAUCUAUCUAUAAGUAGCUUUUCCCAUGAUCUGACUUCUUUAUAUUUCCUUUUAACUGACAAAGCAUUUUAAAACAAUUAAAAAUUGUUUUGACAGCCAUUUUAAAUGUCAAAACAUUAUAAAAUACUUUAGAUUUAUACAAGCAAUUGUGAACACCUUUGAUAAAUGAACAUGUCUGUUCAGCCUUUUUGGUACCCCUUUUUAUUUUGCUUAGGUAGAUCAAAUUCUAAGUUGAUCUUUUCUAGCAGCAGGGUCGGAGUCUAGUGAUCGUUUUUAAAAUGGCUUAGAUGCUACCUUUCUUUUCUGAGAACUCAGUGUGAUAUAAUCCUUAUAAGAUAUUGACAGCUAAUUUUAUGGAUUAUCCCCCUGGGACAGUGGAACCUAAGUAAUUUGAAGACGAGAUCAAAUUGUUUUGAUUCAGAAGCAAUGGGUUCACUAGUGAAAGGAAAGAUCCCAAGAUCGUCUGCACCUGUUCAGCAUUUGGCAGGAUGGCAAGCGGAGGAGCAGCAGGGUGAAACUGACACAGUUCUGUCUGCAGCGGCUCUUUGUGUUGGAGUUGGGAGUUUCGCUGAUCCAGAUGACCUGCCGGGGCUGGCACACUUUUUGGAGCACAUGGUAUUCAUGGGUAGUUUGAAAUAUCCAGAUGAGAAUGGGUUUGAUGCCUUCCUGAAGAAGCAUGGGGGUAGUGAUAAUGCCUCAACUGAUUGUGAACGCACCGUCUUUCAGUUUGAUGUCCAGAGGAAGUACUUCAAGGAAGCCCUUGACAGAUGGGCCCAGUUCUUCAUCCACCCACUAAUGAUCAGAGAUGCAAUUGACCGUGAAGUUGAAGCUGUUGAUAGUGAAUAUCAACUUGCAAGGCCUUCUGAUGCAAACAGAAAGGAAAUGUUGUUUGGAAGCCUUGCUAGACCUGGACAUCCUAUGGGAAAAUUCUUUUGGGGAAAUGCUGAGACGCUCAAGCAUGAGCCAAAAAAGAAUAAUAUUGAUACACAUGCUAGAUUGAGAGAAUUCUGGUUGCGUUACUACUCUGCUCAUUACAUGACUUUAGUGGUUCAAUCCAAAGAAACUCUGGACACUUUGGAAAAGUGGGUGACUGAAAUCUUCUCUCAGAUACCAAACAAUGGGUUACCCAGACCAAACUUUGGCCAUUUAACGGAUCCAUUUGACACACCAGCAUUUAACAAACUUUAUAGAGUUGUUCCAAUCAGAAAAAUUCAUGCUCUGACCAUCACAUGGGCACUUCCUCCUCAACAGCAGCAUUACAGGGUGAAGCCACUUCAUUAUAUAUCCUGGCUGGUUGGACAUGAAGGCAAAGGCAGCAUUCUUUCUUUCCUUAGGAAAAAAUGCUGGGCUCUUGCACUGUUUGGUGGAAAUGGUGAGACAGGAUUUGAGCAAAAUUCUACUUAUUCAGUGUUCAGCAUUUCUAUUACAUUGACUGAUGAGGGUUAUGAACAUUUUUAUGAGGUUGCUUACACUGUCUUUCAGUAUUUAAAAAUGCUGCAGAAGCUAGGCCCAGAAAAAAGAAUUUUUGAAGAGAUUCAGAAAAUUGAGGAUAAUGAAUUUCAUUACCAAGAACAGACAGAUCCAGUUGAGUAUGUGGAAAACAUGUGUGAGAACAUGCAGCUGUACCCAUUGCAAGACAUUCUCACUGGAGAUCAGCUUCUUUUUGAAUACAAGCCAGAAGUCAUUGGUGAAGCCUUGAAUCAGCUAGUUCCUCAAAAAGCAAAUCUUGUUUUACUGUCUGGUGCUAAUGAGGGAAAAUGUGACCUCAAGGAGAAAUGGUUUGGAACUCAGUAUAGUAUAGAAGAUAUUGAAAACUCUUGGGCUGAACUGUGGAAUAGUAAUUUCGAAUUAAAUCCAGAUCUUCAUCUUCCAGCUGAAAACAAGUACAUAGCCACGGACUUUACAUUGAAGGCUUUCGAUUGCCCAGAAACAGAAUACCCAGUUAAAAUUGUGAAUACUCCACAAGGUUGCCUGUGGUAUAAGAAAGACAACAAAUUCAAAAUCCCCAAAGCAUAUAUACGUUUCCAUCUAAUUUCACCCUUGAUACAGAGAUCUGCAGCAAAUGUGGUCCUCUUUGAUAUCUUUGUCAAUAUCCUUACGCAUAACCUUGCGGAACCAGCUUAUGAAGCAGAUGUGGCACAGCUGGAGUAUAAACUGGUAGCUGGAGAACAUGGUUUAAUUAUUCGAGUGAAAGGAUUUAACCACAAACUACCUCUACUGUUUCAGCUCAUUAUUGACUACUUAGCUGAGUUCAAUUCCACACCAGCUGUCUUUACAAUGAUAACUGAGCAGUUGAAGAAGACCUACUUUAACAUCCUCAUCAAGCCCGAGACUUUGGCCAAAGAUGUACGGCUUUUAAUCCUGGAAUAUGCCCGUUGGUCUAUGAUUGACAAGUACCAGGCUUUGAUGGAUGGCCUUUCCCUUGAGUCUCUGCUGAGCUUCGUCAAAGAAUUCAAAUCCCAGCUCUUUGUGGAGGGCCUGGUACAAGGGAAUGUCACAAGCACAGAAUCUAUGGAUUUCCUGAAAUAUGUUGUUGACAAACUAAACUUCAAGCCUCUGGAGCAGGAGAUGCCUGUGCAGUUCCAGGUGGUAGAGCUGCCCAGUGGCCACCAUCUAUGCAAAGUGAAAGCUCUGAACAAGGGUGAUGCCAACUCUGAAGUCACUGUGUACUACCAGUCAGGUACCAGGAGUCUAAGAGAAUACACACUUAUGGAGCUGCUUGUGAUGCACAUGGAAGAACCUUGUUUUGACUUCCUUCGAACCAAGCAGACCCUUGGGUACCAUGUCUACCCUACCUGUAGGAACACAUCCGGGAUUCUAGGAUUUUCUGUCACUGUGGGGACUCAGGCAACCAAAUACAAUUCUGAAGUUGUUGAUAAGAAGAUAGAAGAGUUUCUUUCUAGCUUUGAGGAGAAGAUCGAGAACCUCACUGAAGAGGCAUUCAACACCCAGGUCACAGCUCUCAUCAAGCUGAAGGAGUGUGAGGAUACCCACCUUGGGGAGGAGGUGGAUAGGAACUGGAAUGAAGUGGUGACACAGCAGUACCUCUUUGACCGCCUUGCCCACGAGAUUGAAGCACUGAAGUCAUUCUCAAAAUCAGACCUGGUCAACUGGUUCAAGGCCCAUAGAGGGCCAGGAAGUAAAAUGCUAAGCGUUCAUGUUGUUGGAUAUGGGAAGUAUGAACUGGAAGAGGAUGGUACCCCUUCUAGUGAGGAUUCAAAUUCUUCUUGUGAAGUGAUGCAGCUGACCUACCUGCCAACCUCUCCUCUGCUGGCAGAUUGUAUCAUCCCCAUUACUGAUAUCAGGGCUUUCACAACAACACUCAACCUUCUCCCCUACCAUAAAAUAGUCAAAUAAACUGCAGUCGCGUUGGCCUGAA
Pongo pygmaeus (Bornean orangutan) is the source of this 5017-nucleotide messenger RNA. It is a transcript of the gene NRDC, whose product is annotated as nardilysin convertase. The record is from RefSeq and is a predicted model, not a curated record. NCBI's taxonomy places the organism in Eukaryota, Metazoa, Chordata, Mammalia, Primates, Hominidae. The transcript is spliced from 31 exons. The coding region runs from base 2065 to 4995 and encodes 976 amino acids. Gene Ontology annotation, molecular function: metalloendopeptidase activity; metal ion binding. Gene Ontology annotation, biological process: proteolysis.